AUGGACUCGUUUCUUAUCAGGAAGAAGCGGAAACUCUCUCGAGAGGAGAAGCCCACGGAGGAUGAUGAACCGACCGAGGUGAAAUUGGCUAUCCUCAACUCUCUUCAUCCAAAUUUGGAGCAAGAUGUACUGCUAGACGUCCUCUUAGCACACAAUGGCUCUGUCGCGGAAUCGCUCGAGGCUCUCAAGGCGCCAAUCCCGAUCAAAAAGUCGAAUGGAGUCAACGGUGCCCAGAGCUCCCUCCGGCACUUUGGUGUAAGGUCGGAAGACAGCAGCAACGGUCCGCAGCCAAAGAAGAAACUCAUGUCCAAGAAGGGUGCCACGCUUCACCUAUACGAUCCGCUGGACAUCGCUGAACACACCCCGUGCACCGUCAUCCACAACUUCCUCCCGCCAGAGGAGGCCAACGACCUCUUGCGAGAGCUCAUGACGGAGGCAAAGUCGUUUGAGAAGAAUGUUACCUUCAAGCUAUUCGACAACGUCGUGGCUAGCCCGCACACCUCGAGCUUCUACGUCGAAAGCUACGACGAGAUUCAAACGCAGAAGACGGACUACCUUUAUAACGGCGCUAAGCUGAGUGACAUUCGCCGCAUCACGCCGCAGCUCAUCAAGGUCAAACCGAAAGUCGCAGAGGCUGUAAAUAAAGAGAUACAGACAAGAAUGAAGACUCGCUACCCCGGGGGCAAGAAGCUUCGCUACCAAUCACCUAAAACGUGGGCCCCCAACAUGGCCUUUGUGAACUGCUACGACGGGCCCCAAGAGAAUGUUGGGUGGCACAGCGACCAGCUGACUUACCUCGGCCCUCGCGCCGUCAUCGGGUCGGUAUCACUGGGCGUUGCGCGGGAGUUCCGCGUACGAAGGAUCAUCCCCAAGGACGGCGGCGGCGAGAACGGAAACAGCACGAUGAUGACGGCUGAGGACGCUGACGCAGAGGGCCAGAUAUCCAUCCACCUCCCGCACAACUCCCUCCUCGUGAUGCACGCCGAGAUGCAAGAGGAGUGGAAGCACAGCAUCGCGCCGGCGCAGGCCAUCGAUCCGCACCCCGUCGCCGGCAACAAGCGUAUCAACAUCACCUACCGCGAUUACAGGGCCGACAUGCACCCGCGACACACGCCAAAAUGCGACUGCGGGAUCCCCUGCGUGCUGAGGGUCGUGCAGAGGAAGAAGGAGAACCACGGGAGGUACUUUUGGAUGUGUCACGGGGGCAACGUGCCCGGCAAGGGCAGUUGCUCGUUUUUCCAGUGGGCCAAGUUUGACGACGAUGGAGCUCCUAUAUGGACUCAUACAACUCGAAAGCUCAAUCCUUGAUUUCUUUUCAACGCCUGGAAAAUCACCAAUCAACUACGGGACCACCUCCUCCUCAACGCCGCUCCUAUCUUUGCUGGUAAAUGCUGCCGCAGUACCUACGCUCAAGGGUUCACGUAUCCAGGCUGAUGCUCACCCUUGCCAUCGAUGUGGAUAAUCUUAAGACUCUUCACAUCCACCCCGUCGAGAACACGCGCGUUAACGGGAUGCCUCGUCUUCGACUUCUCGUACCAGUACUGCGCCAGCUCCACCAGAUUACUCUGCUCCUCCUCGCUCAGCGGGUUGAACUGGUUGGUGAUCGGGACGCCGCAGUUCUUGCAAAACGUCUUUGCGAGAAUGUGGUGGCCGAAGACGUAGCGGCCAAUCUUGUCGUCGUCUCCCGUCAGCACGACUUGGUCGCUGUUGGGGUACACCCAGACGUAUCCAUUCUAUUCAAGAAAGUUAGCACAAUUAAUUUCCUUCCCCGAUGCCGGCAUUAGCAGGGCGGUGUUUGCUGACCCUUUCGCAGAUGCUGCAGUUGCACUCGAUGACUUCGCUUUCGUACGUCUCGUCGAUGGGCUUGCUGACGACGGCCACCGUCAGAGCGCCGCAGUGGCAGCUACCGGUGUAGAGCUUGCCUCCCUCGACCUCGGCCGUCGGUCCGGGGCCCUUGUGGGUGUGAGGCUCGUAUUUGGCGCCGUAAGACGCGCCGUCGUAACUGCAAAGGCCGGGUCAGCAUUUCCAAUCUGUGGAAUUGAGGAACGGCUUUUUUGUGUGAGAUUUGGGGUUGCAUACGUCUUCUUCUCCAGUCCCCAAAUAUCGAGGUCUUGAAUCGAGCGCACCUGCAUAAUGUCAGCCCUAUUGUUUCUUCCUCCUCGGACAGAUCUUGAGACGGUGCGGCAAGGAUGCGAUAUACUUACGUUUAGGACGAUUCCGUUGGGGGAAUCCGCCAGGAUGGGCGUAGCACAGUUUCCGCAGAACUAUGAAGCCAGAAAGUCGUCAGCACUACCGGACACCAAUGGACACUUCCGAAUUCUUUUCAGAGAAUAUUUCUUUUCCACUUUCCACGUUUUCAUAGCCCCGAAACUCACCUUGUGCGUAAUCUGGCCGGGACCAAAGUUAUACGUCGAGAGGUCAUCCUCGGCGCCCUUAACGAAGCGCAAGUCGUCGCGCUGGGGAAUGACCCAGAGGGUCCCCUUCCUGUAGCAGAGGCUGCAGUUGCAGGCGCUGGCGGACUUGAUGUCUGGGAGCUGGACCUCGUAGACAAAAGUCUUGCAGUGGCAAUUGCCACGGUAGGUCUGCUUCGGCUCUUGGGCGGUGGUGGUCAUGUUAGAAGAUGGAAAUGGUAUUGAUAAUUUGUGCUGUGAGGAGGCUAUAGAAUCUUUGUUGUCAGGGUGG
This is a messenger RNA of Colletotrichum scovillei, 2682 nucleotides long. RefSeq names its product GRF zinc finger. Bases 1 to 1308 code for a protein of 435 amino acids. Lineage: Eukaryota; Fungi; Ascomycota; Sordariomycetes; Glomerellales; Glomerellaceae. Gene Ontology annotation, biological process: DNA alkylation repair; DNA repair. Gene Ontology annotation, molecular function: dioxygenase activity; zinc ion binding. The record is from RefSeq and is a predicted model, not a curated record. The transcript has a single exon. Gene Ontology annotation, cellular component: nucleus.